GCUCUGUAAGUCUUCGAUAUUCGGUGCUGAUCGCACUAGCGUUAAUGAACCCACCUAGCUGAAGGCGCUCGGUCACACAUCCGCACCAGAUCACCAGUACGUUGUGCUUCACAUCUCCUAUUACCGCUAGUUACUUCUCGAUACAUCGAUAUUCUAUCAAAUAUAUCUUCGAACCUCUUAGCUUAUAAACUCACUCGGUUGGCACGUUUCGACUAUAUGUGUUACUGGUUAAGGUGUUGUUAAACUCCAAAUACUUGUGGCGUCUUAGGUGGUGAACCCGACGUGAUCUGGUACACCUAUUCGCAAACUGCGAGUCUCCUCUUUAUGAGAACUUUAUAUAUCAUGUUUUUUAAUUUAAUAUUUACACAUUAUGAUAUUUUUUCUCAUAUUUGUGGAUGUUUUUUUCUCUCGUUCAUUCCUAUACCUUUUAUUCCUCAUCAUUGAACAGACUCCUGUGGUACUUACGAUCAAGACUCUUACACUACCCUCAUUCCAGCUAAUGCCAUUCUGGCCUGACGACAUCGAAACUUGGUUAUCCUACGCAGAGGCUGACUUCAAAGAGGAUGGCGUGGUAGAACCACGUGAACUGUUCUUCGCAUUAGUGAAGGCGAUACCGCGCGAUUUCAACUGAUAUCUGAUAGUAGAUGGGCGUCCUGUUUAUCUGAUUGGGUCCAAGAUACUCAUCUGCUUUAUAGUCUUUGAUAUUCUUCUCAACGUUUGAAGUUUUGCUUUUCCUAACUGAUGGAGGAUGACUUACAACGUAAAGUCAUCAAACAACGUUUAAAGCAGUUUUAUGGAAGUAAUACAAACAACUCACUGGUUGAUCAGAAUGAUCCUUUAAAUAUUGACAGUCCAUCCUUCGAUCCACAAUUGUACUUGGAUAAAAGUCUUAAGACUAAAGACCUUUCUGAUCUAAUAUCAGAAGAAAAGGCCCUAACCGAGCAGAUUCGCAGUCUGGAUUCCGACAUGCAAACACUAGUAUAUGACAACUACAGCAAAUUCAUUAGUGCAACCGACACCAUUAGAAUGAUGAAAUCUAAUUUCAGUUACGUCCAGGCCGAAAUGAAUUCAUUACUUCAAAAUAUUGCCUCCAUUGUUUCAGUUUCUGGUACGAUUAAUGGAAAUUUAGCUGAUAAGAGAAAGAAACUGGGCACACUGACAACUACCCAGUUGACUCUAAACAAACUAAACUACUUAGUUGAACUCCCAGUCAGCUUAAGGAAAUAUAUGAACAAGUGUGAUUGGGAUCAAAUUGUACUUGACCUUAAUAAAGCAAAAUACAUUUUAAAGAGUUAUCACAAUACUCCAUCUUUUAAGAAUAUUCGUGAGGACUGCGCUGAGAUAGUAUCGGAAAUUUGUUCGAAACUAUGGCGUCAAUUUGAUGAGUCUAGCGAUAUGGCUGAGUGUUCUAAUCGUCUAAAAAUUCUGCAGCAGCUUGGUUUCUCGAGACGAAAAUUGUCAAGAGCGAUAUUACGUUUGUGGGUAACAACACUUUAAUUUUACUUGUUAGACUUUUGCCUAUCAUGCUAUAUUAUACAACUGAGUAUUCACGCAAAUUUUUUUUUGACAGGCUUUGUUAACAUUUAGGGACUAAAGGUAUCCAUGGCUCUAUAAGAUAAAAUGACGCAGAAACUCUGAGCUAACAAACACUCAUGUUCAAACUGAUUACUGGCAUUAAGAUAUCUUGUACAGUAAUUUCUUCCAGAUGUGUGCCGUUGGGAGAGACUUUUAAGUAGAUGCUAUUCGCGUUAAUUCAGUGCGUUAUAAGAUGUAGCUAAGUUUAUCCCACCGUCUUAUGAUGUCGUACGUUUGUUAAAAUUAUCGUAAGACUUUCGGUUUCGUUUGACUGACUGGCCUUCAAUUUUAUGAGGCUUUUUUUUCUCACGAAGGUUGUAUUUACUAUCGGUUUUACACUAAUGGACAACUUAUUCUUUCUUUUCAGGGCUAAACGUCAAGUAUCUCAACGUUUAGCUUAUAUUAAGACUUUGGUGUGUGAAGGAGACAAGCGAAGUGUUCAGAAAGAAGAAACCGUUGGUUCUGCUGAAAACAUUGCGAAUCCAUUUGUCCAAGAGUCUUCUUCUGAAGAAAUGGACGUGUUAUACUUCGCCAAUCUCAUAACGGAUUCUGUCCUCAUUAAGCUUUCUGAAUUUAUUGGACUACUGGCGGAUUUUUAUUUCACAAAGUCAGAUGAAAGUGAACCUAUGGAUACUAUUUUGGAUGUCAUUUCUGGUAAAACAGAAAAUAGUGCCUCAGAAAUCGAUGAUGGUUCUUUUGAGGAAAAUUUGUCGAAUUUGGUUGAAGAACUGAUGCAUGAAUUUUUUAUUUUGGUUCGAACUCGUUUUGAAUCGGAAGUCAGUUUCUCAAGUAUAAGUAAUAAAUGUUAUUUUUCAGUAUUCAUGUUCGAAACAUAAAGCCUUUCAGAAAUUUUAUGAACUCUUAGCGUUCCAUAUUUCCAAGUAUUUUAUUUCUCAGACAUGCGAGUAUUUGAUUAAUUUAUCUUGAACUAUCCAUGUAAACUUAUCAACAUGCUCAUCUGUUAAAUGGUAACAUUAUUGAGACUGACUGAAUGAUGGUUGUGUUAUGUUUAACCUUACUAAGCGAACGUGACAGACAUAAGGUCCUGUAUACUUUGUUAGAAUUUUGUACCUGGAUUUCAGAUAUGUCGAGUGGAUCAAUAGGGAGAAUUUCCGUUGUUGUGAACAGAUCUGCUUAAUUUCCCAACCUUCCUCAAGAUGUGGAAGCGAAGGUGGCAAUUUCGAAUACCAUGAUUUGUUUCCGAAUAGCUACAUCAGAAGACACAUCUGGGAACAAUCUUUCUGGUAACAAACACAUUUAGGAUUAGUUUAGCAGAAUGAAAUCUGUAAUGAAGAUGAGCUGCUGAGUAAAAUAAAAAUUAAAGUGAAAUUGAGUACAAAGCUAAUGGAAAUAAAAUGUUGCAAGUAAAUAGGAUGAUAUGUAAUAGAUUUGUUUAUCAGGAAAUAAUUAUGGAUUGUGAGCGUUUGUCUGUAAGACUUGUAAUUCACAUUAUUUGUAAUUGUCAUGGUUGGUCUUCAGGCUACUAGACUGCCCAGUUAUCCAGAUAGGAGAAGUUGGUUUUCUGAAGUAACCACCUAAGGGGUUAAUUUAUCUGACAAUAUAGCAUAUGAAUCUCUAGUUUGGGGUCAAAACUCAAAUUUUAUUGGUGAUCUCCCCACCACUCAAUUAUAUCAUCCAUAUUCUCUCACUUUUUAAGGGACACUGCCGCAUUAAGGAUCGAGUAGAACCUCCUUAUAAGGGGCUGUGGAUGUGCACUUUGAGAGAAACGGUGGGAUUUUUCCUUUUAUCAGGACAUUUGAAGACCACAUUUAUUCCCAUUCAUCACAAAGCUUUUUGUAUUGACUGAUAUCCAGUAUCAUUUUAAUCGAGUAUCCUCAGUGCUUACAAAUUGUCACAUCUUAUUGCUGUAAUUAUUAAUUUACAAUCGCCUUUUUAAAUUUCUGUUUAUGCUUCAAUUUCUAGAGCACAAAUAAUGAUGUCAAUUUAUUGAUAAGAGCUUUGGAUCGUAUUCACUGUCGAGUACAGACCUUUAAUCGGUCACUGUUAACAUCAGUUACUUCUGUAGAUUUUGAAGGUGUGCUAUUGGAUGAUUUAAGUCCUGAAUCGCUAUCUAUAGUGAAUCGAUUCUCUUUACUUACUAAUCAGUUUUCAAACUCGGCUCUGGAAAUAAUUAAUCAAGUUGCUCGAAUGCAAACUACUUAUUACUUUGAUAUAUUAUGCCAAAAUGCAGUUGAAUCAUUUACGGAUCUCCGACAUAAACUGGCUAGUCAUGGACUACAAACAUCCAAUUCAACUAAUGAAGAAGUCAACAAAGUGAACAAGAUUGGAAAUAACAAUCAUCAACUUUCAUCACUUUUAGAUGCUCUCAGUUCGUCACUUGUUUCACAGUUGCGCAAUGUACUAAAAGCGGAAGAGGUAGACAUCUUUUUGUGUUUCUUAAUUUUAUUUAGUAAUAGUAUUAUUUUUCACUGAAAUUGCAGCUACUUUCUGAACUUAGCAACAUCCAUUCUUUGUUCCAUCUUGUCACUCUGUAUAUCCCUUUUGCCGCCUUAUUCGACUUUAUUCCUGUUCUGACGAUUGUUUGCGUUAAGGUACUCAGUCUUCAAUCGUUAAGUUACUUUUAUUCAUUUCUCUUUACCUGCUAAGAUUUGGAUAGCCAUAAUGUAUUGGUGAUCGCUACACAGCAAAUAUAAUUGUUUGCCUAAUAUUAUUUUAUUGAUAACUAUUUAAUUUUAACAUUAUGUAAAAUCUUGUGUUAUAAACUCCAAGCCACAAAUGAUAUGUGAUAUUAAUUACCUGUCUAAAACUAAUAUAAGGUUAAAAUCAGUACCGCGAUUGUUUAAAGCCGAAUAUUUGAAAAUCAGCUCAAAAACUGCCUAGGAAGCUUUAAAAGGUGCAAAAUAUUUAGUUUAAGAAAUUCCGCUUGAUAAGUAACAGUCAAAUUUGAUGUAUUUGUGGUUGUGGUUUAGGAUUUGAAUUCCAAUUAAUCAGAAGUUUGGCUUUUUAUUUAUUUUCAUCUAUCUGUAUGUUGUCAAUUUGUAUACGUUAUUGUACCUUACUAUUCAUGAAACUUCAUAUAAUUACCAAGUUGCUGAAAUAUCUGACUAAACUAGUAUUGUAUCUUCCUUUCGUUGUAAAUUGUUUAUUACGGUUUAUUUAAAAGCUCACUGGAUUAAUCACCAGAAUACAUUUUACUGGUUGUUUUUCAAGUUUCCUAGGUAACAACACUAAUGCAUCACCUUGUGCUACAACCCUUCAGCGAUCGGUAUACGUUGUGUCUAGAGCAUUUUUGUCUACCAUCUGAAUAAAGUGUUUAUUAAUUGUUAGAACAAUCAUGAAGUAUCGUUAACUAUAAGUUGUUAAUUUUACAUAGUUACUAUCUGAUAAUCUGUUUUAUUUCUUUUCAGGCUUUCCUUAGUACUAAUAGUACAUUUUCUAGUAGACCACAAUUUCGUAAUUCAUUUUGCAUUGAUCAAAUUAGAGAAGGACUUAUCGUUGGUUACUUAAAUUUUCUUGUUCAAUUUCUUAGUGAUCUAGCUAAGGUAAAUUCACUUUUAUCGCAUGUUUUUCAUGUUUUAAUUUUUUAUAUUUAUGAAUAUUACUCAGAUAUGUUGUGUUUCAAUCCUUAUCUUUUCCCACUAAUGCAGGAGGAAAGAUACUGUAAAACUCGGUUAAAAAGUAACUGUUGCAUAUACUUUAUCGAUCAUUUAUUCAUUAAUUUAGUUUUUGCAUCAUACUAUUGUGCUUAUUUCUGAUAAUAUAUUUUUAGUCGCUAGUAGUCAAAUCUUGGAUUCUCGUUUUUUCCUUACUCUUCAACGAAACAUAUACCGUCAUUUGUUGGUAUUUGCACUAAAGUAAUAUCAACUCUUUUCGAAAGGAUACUAAAAGGCCUUAGCUUGAUCUCCUUCGUCAGCUGUUACUAAAAUAUUGUCAACUUGAGGUCAAUUGUAAUAUAUUAUCUUCAGUAAUAGAUUCACUUGCUCACAGAAACCAUCUCAUAACUAGCCAAUUAAUAUCGAGAACAAAACACAUCAGUUGGUUACGAUGAUCUCAAUUAGUGUUAGAGGUAAAUGGACCCCUAUCUACUCCCUGUUCUCCUUACCAUGAAAGGAUAUGCAACAUGUCCUUACCUUAUGCUCUCUAUAUACGCUGAGGAUUUUUAUUUCUCAUUUCUUGUCUUGUUUUCUUAUUCUUUUUUUAGACAGCUGUAUGCAAAAUUCCGGGUCCUAUUUUACUAACACUUGGAAAAUUAUGUUUAAUGUGGGCUGAUUCUGGUACAGUUGGACAUUUGAUUUCUCUGGCCGACGAUUUUAUGCUUUUCGGUAAUGAUUAUGUAAUUUUGGUAAUGAUGAUAGCGAUCUCUAAAAUUAAACGUUUUCAAGAAACUAAACUUCAUUGGCCCCCAUAUGCCCUGGUACGGCCGAGAGUGCGGAGAGUCCGCUCUCCCUCUCGAAAUGCUCUCACAUGGUCACGUGUAUAUAGCCUCUGCCAGGGAAGUCCUACUCACUGCCUUCUCGUGGCGGGGGUGUUGUUUACGAGAUUGAGCGGACGAAAAGUGAAUGUCCGGCGCUUUAACCGGGUUGGUGGACACGGGGGGUCCGCCUAGGGGAGUUGGAAAAACCUGCUUCCAAACCAAUGGUGCACAUGGGCUCCAGGGUCCUGAGGUAACAAAUAGUGUAUGAACCAACUGUUGGCUACCAUGGGACUGCAUCUCCUUGCGAUGCUCCACUGCCUUGUGGAUCAGAAUUUUAGGUCAAAGGCUCCUGUUGUGGCCCCCUAAGAAAACCACCUGCUUCAGUUUGGGCACCCGAGUAGUAUCACAGCCCUCACACAAAUUAAAUGAGAUUUGUGUUUUGCAUAUGUAUUUGGUGCCUCCUUGUACCAAUAUUUAUGUGUUCAAAUAAUAAUAAUAAUAAACUUAAUUGGUAAUGGUUAUUUGGUGAAUAGUUCACUGAAGUAGUUUGUGACUUCUUGCGUAAUGUGAAGACAGUUUUUAAUCACGAAUUGACUUUGAUUGGAAGCUGUAGAAGAUUCCAGUGUACUGAGUAAGUGUUUCAGUUUACUCUCACAAUUUUCUGUAUUGUGCAGUCUCAAUGUGUGGUGAAGUUCCUUAAAUUUGAAAUGAAUCGUUAGUUGUAUUCAUAUGUAAAAUAAGUAAAUGCAACGGAAUAUCUGCUUAAUGCUUUUACAUUCUAUUUUAUAUGUUACUCAUGAAUUAAGGAUAAUAUACGUUUGCGAAACCUAAGUUGAUGCAAUGCAACGUAAAUUUAGAUUUGACUGAGAACUUGAUUAUCUGAAUUGGCGAGUUAUAACUCAAUAGAAAGGUUAGUCUGUUCGUUCCUAUUUGACAUAUAUGUCACCUUAAUCAGUCUAUUAACCUAAUCCUGAAUAACUGAUUAUUCAUUUCGUCUCGUAUAGACAUACUGUGUACGUAGAUUCUAAUUAUUUUAUAGUGUGAUUAGUUAACUGGCUUCAUUGGGUAAUGGAUACGUUACAUAUGGCCGAUAAGAGUAGAGGAUAUUCGUAGGUUACUAGUAUUUGAUCAUAGGUGUCUUCGAAACAUUGCUCGUAUAUCCUGGGACUAUCGAGUAAGUAACGCAGCUGUUAGGAAACGGGUACUAGGUAAGGAUGGCAAAUCAAUUGAUGACGUAGUGAAACUUCAUCAGUUGAGAUGGCUGGGACACGUGUUACGUAUGCCCAACGACCGACUGCCUCGACGCACGAUGUUCAGUGGUAUAGGAGUAGGUUGGAACAAAGCUAAGGGCGGCCAGAUCAAAACAUGGCACAAAUCCAUGAAGUCAUUGACAAGUGGACUGAGUCAUGUUGGUAGGUGUAGACUACCUGGUUGGGGACCGCGAGAUGAUAGCAACCGAUGGUUAAAGACCCUGAAUGACAUGUCUCAAAAUCGUUUGCAAUGGUGUGAGCAGGUGCAUCCACUCUUUGUGUUCUCCCAAAUUUUGAUCUCCUUAUUCCUCCUUGUCUCUUUUUUUUCUCUUCCCAAAUUUAUUUCACUGUAUUAUACUCUUUAAACAACAUCUCCAAACACUAAUUUUCCCGAUUGCUGCUUAUACUCUUAUUACCUCUACCACUACGGGAUUUGAAUCGACCACUGCAUCUCUGUGCUAAUGUGGUGUGGCAACUCGAACUGAUGUACGUACGUACGAAGUUCUACGUUGUUACUGACUGACUGACUGGAUAUGUUACAUCAAAUAACAAUCUCAUUGAUCUAGGAUCUGUGAAUCCUCCAGAUUGUCGACCGAAUUUCCCGCAGUAUGAUCGAUUUCUAAUGAUAUUAAUACUUUCCAUUACCAAAUGCCAUAUGAUUACGGUCAGUUUAUUUGCUUGUUGGUUGUCACUUUUUUUUCAGGCUCACAAACAAAAGAAUCAAAAAAGGAAGAUUUUAAUACAGAGAAUGGUAACAGAUCACUCACUACUCCAAAAGAUGUAUCAAAUCGUUUCAGGUCUACUGGUAACGAGCUUCUAGUUGCUUUUGUUCGCUUAGAAGGUACAAAUUUGGCACAACUGCUUCGAAAGAGUGUUGAAGCAAGGGAUUGGCUGAAAAAUUUGGAACCACGUACAGUUCGUUCUGCAGUUAAAAGAGUGAUAGAAGAUUUAGCAUCACUAGAUCAACAAGUCAGCCAGCUGUUUUCAUCAAAUACUCGUAAUCGUGAUCGUAUUUCUGAUUCACGUUCCAGUCGUAGUCUACGACCUAGCACUUCAUCACAUCUUAUAGACGCUACACGAACUGGAAGUUCAAGUCAAGGAUUUCAUUCUCCUGACUUAGAUCCAACUCUAGCUACUCAUUUACGCCGUUUAUUUACGCAAAGAGUUGAUAUUUUUACUGCAGUUGACGCGAAUCGGGAAUCACUACUUUUGGGUGUCAUUAAAAUAGGUUUAAAGGUUAGCCAAGUUUUCAGUUUCAGUUGUUGCACUGCAUAUUUAUUGUAUGUUGUAACCAAGUAUUAUCACUUUGUAAGAUUUAAAAAAUUUGUCAAUAAGGUGAGUAAGAAAUAGUGAAUUCCACUAUCCGUUUUCUUUCGAUAGGGCUUUACAUAAAGUUUUAUAGUGAAAUUUAGAAUAGUUUAAUAGUUAAACUACAAUUCAACAAAUAUAAUUCAUUUUUCCUGGAAACAUCGCUGUAAUCUAGUCAACUUUUCACUCGAUGAAAGGAAAGUUGGUAAAUGCUUGUGUACUCAUCAACUUAAUACGGAUUAACUCAAUCGAUAAUCGGUAUUUAUUUUCAUCUCUUUAUGUGACAAUCAUUUUCUUGUCAUAGCUUGUUUUGUUCAACUGUAUGUUAUGAAGUAAACCCUCCAAAAAUUAGUAACUAAGUAGUAGUUGGUCUGUGAAUAUUAAUUCGAAAUUUGAAUCUUAUAUAACUUUGAAUAGUUUUGUAUUUCACCGUUAAGCACUGGGUUAUGGUGUUUUACCACUACGAAACUCAUUUUGUUAUUAGUUAUCAACAAGUCAUUACCUAAGUAUUUCCAGAGACAUUGCCAAUUUCGUUGCUUUUUACUUCUCUGAACUCUCAAUCACCAAUAUCUACAUUUUUUUUAUAGUUAUGUGCAAAAUCAAUCCAUCAAUUUAUUGAUUGUGUAACUGAGUUGUGUGAGCAGGUUCAGAUUAUUAGGUUGGGGAGGGAUGAAGUGACCCAGGAUCGAAAUGGAGCAACCUAUAACCGUGUUGUUGAAAGCAGAUGAUCUUACCAGUCUCUUCAUUCUCGUUCCUUUCUCCCAGUUCAUGUCCCCCAUGAUGGGUUCAUACCGGGUGUUUUUUCUUCUCGGCGUCGGCGUUUACAUCCUCCAUCAAAAUAGAUGAGUUUUCCUGAUCAUUUCUGUAAGUCUCUCAUAAAGCUGAUCUUUAUCUUCGCCAUGGGUUUCUCACCCCAUAAGUGCUUCUCAUGUUUCUUAGGACGGUAUCAUUGGAACUCCUUGUGUGUGGAGCGUUUUCUAUUUCAUGACCACCAUACCAUAACAGCUCUUCUGAAGUUAGUCUUUUUUCAUUCAGAUUGUAUUCAUUGGUUUUCACUUACUCUAAGCAUGAAUAGUUUGUAAGGAAAUUUGAAUGACCCUCCUGGUUUUCCACAUUGUGUGGGCAUCCCAUGUACUCAUAUUAUUUGUUUCUCUUUGCUGUUUCAAGCAUAGAUCAUUGACAACUUUUCUAAUGUUAGACUAAGUGAUUGAAGGUUCGGAUGUCAGUUUUUUAUAGAUCUAACUUGUUAAAUGGCAGAGUGUAUGAAUUGUUCAUUCAGCUUCCACAACCACUAGCUCUUUGAAACCUUUUAUAUUGUUUCACUGAGCUAUAUUGUUUUAUUGGAUCAUUGAAACUAACUUACUGCUUCUCAACUAAUUUGCUGUUAAACAAUGAUACGUCAAAAAUACUUCGCUUUUUAAUUCAUUUACUUGUUUAAUUUGGAAUGAUCUAGACUUUGAUAGAGUGUGCACGUUUACAAACAUUUGGUCGUUACGGUCUACAACAAAUACAAGUUGAUUGCCGAUAUUUACAAAUUCAUUUGUGGCAUUUCGUAAAUGAUGAAAAGCUUAUUUGUAUGUUACUAGAAGAUGUGAUCUACAGUGUUGUUCAGCGUUGCGUUGAUCCAUGUUUCAUGGAAGAGAGUGUUGUCGAAGCUAUUUGUGAUCGAGCAUAAAGUUACUUAAUUAUUGCUUAAUUCUUGAUAAUAACCGUUUUGUUCUCGAGUUGAAGAAGAAAAUAAUCAGUGCGUAACUUCUUUUUUUUGGUGGUAUUUUUUCAUCAAUGAUUGCGGGAUAUUUUCAUCCGUUUAUUAUUAUUAUUAUUAUUAUUCUCACCAUUAUUGAAUAAUGAUCCGUUUUUCUUUUGGUGUAGGAAAAAGUUAAAUUUUAAAAUUCUAAUUGUAAAUUAUUUGUCAUAUCGAAACGUUACAAAUUCCUGUUUUGUUUUUUUAUUUGUUAUUUUUGUACUGAGAAUUGUUUAGCUGUGCUUUCCGAUACUUCGAUGUGAUGCUUUUUGUUUUAUAAAUGUUCACUAUCUAACUUAAUGUUUGAUGUUAGUUUGAAUUUUCGUAUAUAUUUGCUAAUUUUGUUGUUGUUGAUACAAUAAACCUUAUGGUCUCACUUUUUU
Messenger RNA from Schistosoma haematobium, 10635 nucleotides. Its product is annotated as Vacuolar protein sorting-associated protein 51. Gene Ontology annotation, biological process: Golgi vesicle transport; endocytic recycling; Golgi organization. Gene Ontology annotation, cellular component: EARP complex; GARP complex; membrane. Lineage: Eukaryota; Metazoa; Platyhelminthes; Trematoda; Strigeidida; Schistosomatidae. Bases 742 to 1497 code for a protein of 251 amino acids. The transcript is spliced from 11 exons. The record is from RefSeq and is a predicted model, not a curated record.